AUGCGCAUCUGUCUCAGUCCGUUUAUAUCUAUCUAUCUAUCUAUCUAUCUAUCUAUCUAUCUAUCUAAAUCUGUUCAUAUCUAUCUAUCUAUAUAUAUAUCUAUCUAUCUAUCUAUCUAUCUCAGUCUGUUUAUAUCUAUCACAGUUUGUUCACAUCUAUCUAUCGAUCGAUCUUUAUACGCAUCUAUUCCAGUUUGUUCAUCUAUCUAUCUACUUAUCUAUCGAUCUUUAUACACAUCUAUCUAUCUAUCUAUCUAUCUAUCUCAAUCUGUUCACAUCUAUCUAUCUAUCUAUCUAUCUAUCUCAGUUCUUUCAUUCUUUUCAUCUUUCUUUUAUUCCAUUUUCAUUCGGUGUUCCUACUUCCUUCCUUCCUUCCUAUUUUUCAUUCUGUUCCUUGUUUCCUGUUUCCAUUUUUUCUAUCUGUCAUUCUUUCUUCAUACCUGUCUGUCUGUCUGUCUGUCUGACUGA
Molecule: messenger RNA, 468 nt
Organism: Acanthosepion pharaonis
Lineage: Eukaryota; Metazoa; Mollusca; Cephalopoda; Sepiida; Sepiidae
Source: the annotation of a GenBank genome assembly